AAUUCUCAAAUCCCAUCUUUUAUUCAUUCUAAAUAAUGUAAAUGUAAAUUCACAUUCACAUUCACAUUCACAUUCACAUUAUUUCAAGAACAAGACAAAACCCUACUUUGUAUUCUCCUUCAAAUUCAGAUCCCCCUCUCAAACUCACAGUUGGUAACAUAACCCAAUCAAACAAGAAAAGGAAAACAAACGCUUGCACAAUAUAAAAAACGUAAAACGGUGUCGUAUUGAACAACACAAGAAAAAGAAGAAUGAGGUGCAAGAAACACUUACCGGAUCUUACCAGCACCGUUGGUGUUUGCGCCUCUUGCCUUCGCGAUCGUCUCCAACCUAUUCUCGAGGCCCAGGCUAAAGCCCAGGCCCAACCAUCUCAUUUCGUUGCCUCCGAGACUGAUCCUCUAUCUUCGCAACCUAAUUUUCCCAGGUCAGUUUCUCCGUACGUUAAUUGCCGGAAAUCCGAUGACCGCCGGCGGGAGGUUUUGUUUCACACCAUGGCGGAGGUUGAGCAGGGAGUAUCCGCUGCGUGCGACGGCGGAACGGUAUCUUCUUCGAAGAGGAGGUUUAGGAGAUUCUGGAUCCUAUCGAAUUUGUUCCGUUUGAAAUCGAACAAGACGGAUAAUUCGUCUCGCGAAUCAUGCGAACCGUCAUCGUCGGUGACUCCUCCGUCAUUGACAUGGCUAUCGACGAUCGUACCCGCUCGCCGGCAGAACAACCGCGUCAGCGAUCAAAGAAGAUGCAGUCAAUUGGAUCGGGGAGCUUCACCGGUGGAGAGUUUUGACGGACGCGAUUUAUCGGCUACUGGAUGCUCAUCGGAAUCUUCACCGCAGCGGCGGAAUAAGACGACGGCGAUAACGACGCGGCGGUCAAGGCUAGGUUACGCGGGAAAAAGCUUAACGAGUAUGGCGUUGUGUUUGAGCCCGUUGGUUCGGGCGAGUCCGAACCGGCACUGGAAUAGCCAUAAGGGGUUGGCGCAGGAAUUGGGUGCGGGUGGGGUACACCAUAUAUCUACUGCGGCCUCUUUUUGCGCCAAUCGAUCAAGGAAGCUUGUUGAUUUUGGGAGAAUCGCUCACAACCGUUGAUGUUACUGAUUAUUGGCGUCAUUUUACGGUGGUAAUUUCUUUUUAUGUAAAUUCUCUCGAUGUAAUGUGAUCUGUAGUGUAUACUCUUAUUUUUAUGUAGAGAAAAAUGAUUUUACAAUUUUUUUUUUUUCAGUUUAGAUAACUAUCUUUGGCAAUUGAGCUGAAUUACUAAUCAUAAUCAAUCUUUAGAUAUUUUUUAUAAUAA
Molecule: messenger RNA, 1284 nt
Organism: Cicer arietinum (chickpea)
Lineage: Eukaryota; Viridiplantae; Streptophyta; Magnoliopsida; Fabales; Fabaceae
Source: RefSeq, a predicted model, not a curated record